Messenger RNA from Lolium perenne, 465 nucleotides. NCBI's taxonomy places the organism in Eukaryota, Viridiplantae, Streptophyta, Magnoliopsida, Poales, Poaceae. The record is from RefSeq and is a predicted model, not a curated record.
AUGCCCCUAUGCGAGACAGGUGUGGUGCAAGGUCAUACACAGUGCGAACCUUCGGAUAGUGGAUCCAGGAUUCACAGGGAACCUACAGCGAGGCUCGAGGGCGACGCAAGCGGCGUCGAGGCGGAUGAACCCGGUGAAGGGGCGUCGCCCGGCGAAGACGGUGCAGCGCCCGAGCUGAGGCUCAAGGGCGACGCAGGCGGCGUCGAGGCGGGCGUCGGCGCAGAUGUCGGCGCGGGUGUCGGCGCGGGGUCACCCGAGACAUGGCUCGAGGGUGACCCAGAGGGUGGCGAGGCAGCGCCCGAGCCAGAGCUCAAGGGCGCGGCGGAGAACGACGAGGCAGUGCCCGAGUCCGAGCUCGAGGGCACUGCAGCCGGCGGACCUGCAGGAGGUCGACGCCGGGGACCAUCAGUAGUCGAAGGAGGAGUGGCGACCACCUGUCUCUGUAGCGGUAGCCUUUGGUGUUAG